This is a messenger RNA of Rotaria sp. Silwood1, 1003 nucleotides long. Lineage: Eukaryota; Metazoa; Rotifera; Eurotatoria; Philodinida; Philodinidae. The record is from the annotation of a GenBank genome assembly.
UUUUCAAGUGUUAAAAAUGAUUAUAGUAGCUUAUAUUGAAAAAACAGCAACAAUAGUUGAAAGACUACGAUCUGCUUGGUGUGUAGUGUUUUUUUGUCGACUAUGGUUUACCUGGAUUAAAUUUAAAACAUUUAAUUUAACACAAACCAGAAACAAUAAUAAAAGCAGAUAUUUUAUUACACAACCAGCAUAUUUAUCGGUUGAAAUAAAUGCUCAUAAUUUAUUAUAUUUAAUUUUACUUGUCAAACAAAAGCAGUUACCACCACAAGCAUUGAAUAUUCCUAUUUUUAACUCGCAAGCUUGUGAAUCAAUUUUUAGAAAUACACGAGCGUUAAGUGGAAUUUAUUCAACCAUAGUCAACUUUACAGUACAUGAUUUUCUACGACGUGCCCAAAGAUUAUCAUUAUUGAAUGACAUUAAAUGUAAACAGUUACAUAGUGGUUCAGUUGACAAGUUAGUCUUUCCGGUUCAUUAUAAACAUCGGGUUGAACGUCAAUCAUCAUUUACACACAGUCAACUUGAAAUUGAUGAAAUAGACAUCGAACGAGUUAUUACUGAUGCCUAUCAUCAUGCUGUUGAUAUGCUUGAAGGUCUAGAUAUAUUGAACUUAUUGGAAAAAAAAACAUGUUCUUGGAUUAAAACCAUUAACAAUAUAGACGAUGAAGUAUUUGAAAGUGACGAUGAUAAUGAUGAAGAUGGAGAUGACACAACAAAUGAUCUCAGCAUGAAUGAGGACAAUGAUGAUAGGUCUAUUAACAACGAUUACACUGAUGAAGAUGAACAAAAUAACACUCAAGAUUUAAUAAAUACUACAAAGAAAGACUUCUCUGGAGUAAAAGUUGCUGAUAAAGUGGAGCCUCAUAUUGAACAUACCUAUUUUAAAGUGAAAUUAAAUCAUGAUACAAAAUUUUUACACAAACAAACUGCUUGUUGGUUGUUAACAGAAGAGAAAAGUAAACUUUCAAAUGACCGAUUACUUCGCGUGCAACAGGUUAAUAAAUGA